AUGUCCUAUCACCCACUGCAGGGCACACGCACCUACUUCAACAGCCAGGAGACACGCCAUGCUGUACCACAGCAGCUAUUGCCUAUGAUCAAGAGAGAUGGCUCAGUGGUAAAGAGGAUGGGAUCAGUUCCCACCACCUACACUGGACAGCUACAACUUGCAGGAGUCUUAGCCCAGCCACGGAAAGCUGAGCUGGGUCCAAGGAAAGAACAAAGAGCAGGAGACGCCCUGACGACCCCGCGGGUCUCGGGAGUUACUGGGCCACAUUACAUGUUGUCCAACUUAAGAACAUUCCCCAUCUUGGAAAAACAAAACAGGAACAGCAAAAUCCCAGGCCUGGAGGACACAGAGUCUGAGUUUUUUAUUGUGGCACAAUUAGAAUCUGGUUUUAUCCAAGGGCAUGUCAGUGGAUGCAAGGGGAAGAAAAGAAAGAAUAAAAUGGACAACCACCAUUAUUAUCAGCUCAUCUCUCAAGUUAAGAGUUAUGACAUUGCAACUGCUCUAGAAAAUCAAAGCCACAAGGUUCGGUAUUCAGACACAUUGGAAAGAAGAUCGAUUGUGUUCUCUCUCUCCGGAGUUGCAUUUUUAUUGAUGGAUGCUAAAGAAUGUAUGAUGUCAGCUGAGGAAAUAUUUCUAACCAAAAUUGAGAAGUUUAUUAACAUUCACCAGAAUAGUUUUUUGGUUCUAUUUGCCCCACUCCAUGGGCCUGAAGAAUGGACUCUCAUGUUCAGGAUUCAUCAGAGGUUCUUGGGCAGUAACUUAAGAAUAUUACCUGUCCACAACACAGUAAAUGCGGUUGACCUUAUGUGCACUAUAGCUAAGACUACCUCCAAGCCAAACAUAGACAGCAUCUGCUAUAGAAUGAUAACAACCAAAGCUUACAUCAUAGAGCAAAGCCCUGUUUGGAGAACACUCCAAAAGAUAAAACUGAGUACUGAUUCAAUUAGUCCAAAUUCAGACUAUUGAUCACAAAUGUUCUUUCAGAAAAAUAUCAAACUUAUUAAAUUAUGUCUAUUUAUGUAUACA
This is a messenger RNA of Phodopus roborovskii (desert hamster), 1026 nucleotides long. RefSeq names its product chromosome unknown C1orf146 homolog (gene CUNH1orf146). The transcript has 8 exons. The record is from RefSeq and is a predicted model, not a curated record. Gene Ontology annotation, biological process: synaptonemal complex assembly; reciprocal meiotic recombination. NCBI's taxonomy places the organism in Eukaryota, Metazoa, Chordata, Mammalia, Rodentia, Cricetidae. Gene Ontology annotation, cellular component: chromosome. Bases 1 to 966 code for a protein of 321 amino acids.